Molecule: messenger RNA, 306 nt
Organism: Penicillium riverlandense
Lineage: Eukaryota; Fungi; Ascomycota; Eurotiomycetes; Eurotiales; Aspergillaceae
Exons: 3
Coding region: 1-306 (101 amino acids)
Source: RefSeq, a predicted model, not a curated record
AUGGUGCGGACGGAUAUCACUGAUGAGUCGAUCCGCUCACGGGAUACACCAGGGAAACAUUCCGCAAUCCUUGUCCUGAUGGUCGUUCACUCUGUGCUCGCGCAUGAAGCUCUGAAUGAUCCCGUCGAUAUCGAGAUUCGGAUGCCACGUUAUCUGGCGCCGCGUGUAAUUAUCAUGGUGAUCACCGACCCCAGCAAAGUCGUCGUCCUUGAUGCUGACGCGCAUCCGCUUCAUCAAAUUUCGGAUGAUGAUAUUGGCUCUUCUUACAGCUCAGUUCGUCUCCUGGUUCUUCUUGAAAACGUCUAG